Messenger RNA from Rhopilema esculentum, 3340 nucleotides. NCBI's taxonomy places the organism in Eukaryota, Metazoa, Cnidaria, Scyphozoa, Rhizostomeae, Rhizostomatidae. The record is from RefSeq and is a predicted model, not a curated record.
UACUAUGUAUCAAUAUUAUUUUAGCAUCAGUAUUCGCAACAUCUUUGGCAAGCUUUUGUGGUAAACUGGGAGCAUUUGAUGCUUUAUGUAUCUAUGACGAUGCUGUCUUUUUUGUCUCUGUUUCACCCUGCCAUGAAAUGGAAGAUCCAUUUUCAGUAUCUCCAGUUGGAUUAACAAUUAUAAACACAUCUAAAUCAAUAAAGAAGUAUGACAUAACAACAUCUAAGGACAUUUCAAAACCUCUCUCAUUUGGUAGAACUGAUGUAGGCGUCAUGAUAGAAAUGCAUUAUCACUCAGCUGGCGCUAUGCGUGGCCAUCUCCAUAUUGAUCUUUCGCUUGGAAACUUUACUGAUAAUGGAGUUAAUUCCAGAAGGUCACUGUUGAACUUGUAUUUUUACACACAGAAAUUUGGACGAUGUAUAAAUUCCUUCUCAGGAUCCAGCUUUUACCCAUCGCCUGCUUGUCAAGAAUCAAAACGGACAGGGAAUUAUUCAACACUUUGCAUUUCAAAGCCAAGUUCAAGCGUGGAUAAAUCAAGUCAGGGGAUAUUCUUUAUUUCUGUGGAUCCUUGUACCAUGCCCAUGAGCUAUUGGGCUGUUGCUCUCUUUCCAAGUAAGAACAACACACACAUCAUUCGGCAGUUCACAGCUUCUAAAACAGACUCAUUUAUUCCAGUCGAGUCGGCAAAUUGUGGAUUUAAAGUUGAUGUUGUGCCAGAAUUCUCGGAAAACCACGUUCUAGCGGUGACAAUGCUUUAUGGCUGUACUGAUUCAUCAGCAGUUCAAUUAAUCAACGACUACUAUUUCCCAGAGCUCGGUGAAAUGUGCAUACCGUCCAAGUGCGAAGUUCUGAGCCCGAACAGUCGACGCUGCUUCUCCAACAUGCUUGUUGGCCAUCAAAAGACAGUUAAUAUGACCACAGAUAUUACAGUGGUGGAAUGCGGCCGACCGCACAAAGUUGAAAUUGUCAUGCGGAUGGGAAACCUGCAGGACGAACUGCAUGCGGAAUUCGAUAAUAAUCGGUUUAUAGCGACUUUUUCUUUGGCGGAAUAAACAAAACAACAGCGGUAGCACGUGAAGUCCCUCCGAUUGUGAAUGGUUAUAUUCCACAGUUUGGUGGCUAUCUUUCAGUGAAUAUUGAGCGAUAUUAUGAAUUGGAUUUGGGCAUCACUCACCACCACAGGCAUACGGAAGAUCGAAAUUUGAUGUAUAUCUUUAUCGACCGUAACUAUGGCAACAGAGGUUCUAAACAGAUGUAUGUCAAUCCAAUAAUUUUUGAAGAAAUUUCUCUGUCAUUUUGUAAAGACUCAUUACUACCAAGGCCACCUGGUGGACAUUCAACUUUAAGCGCUGCAAUGUCGGCUCUCGUAGCUAUAUCCGUUGUUGCUGUUGUUGCUGUUCUCAUUGGUUUCGUUGUCUACCGAAAGAUGCGACGGAAUAAGCAUGCGGAUGGACUUCCAUAUCAAAUUGAACUGAAUUACGAUGAAGAAACAGAUCCUUCAUUUAGAGAUGAUUUGUGAUCGACUUACAUGACUUUGUCUAAGAAAUUAGCUUGCAGAAGCCUGCAAAAAUGAGUUAGGUAGAUCGUUUUCCAAUUUAAACAUUAUUUAUUAAGCCUUGCUUGUAUUACAAAAGAUCCGAUUUAAGGUUUAGAGAGCAGCAAAAUUUAUUCAAAGUUUAAUGAGAUGUCUGCUUGAAAUGCUUUUAUUUAAUCUUAAUCAAUGAAUCUUAAUAAGUUAAAAUACAGCACCCAAAUCAACACAACUCUCUCCUUUUUCUUAGUAAUGAUUAAAGCAUUGAACCUUUUCUUUUGUUUUGUUUUCAAGAUAAACAGACCCAUUUUCUCUCUAAAAUAAUCUCGUGGAUGAAAACUUCAGUCAAAGAAAUAAGUCUCUCUUUCCCUCCCACUUUCGUUGUCGUGGAUCCAGUUGGUAUAUUUCAUGGUAUUCGUUAAUUACUUAUUUUCAAGGUAUCAUCAUGUAAGUAUAGAACAUGUGCUACUUCAAUUAUAAGCUUUGAAGUUCAUCCAUUUAUCUAGGCCCAGAAAGGGACGGGUAGAAAUAUCUUUACUCUAUAACCAACUACUCAGCUCUCUAUCUGGAAAAGAAUAUAUUGCUCUAAGUGUGAUGCUUAAACGUCGCUAUCUUAGUAACUUAAUUGCUGUAUUGACAGUCAGUCCAGUCUUGUACAUUAAAUGCAACUUUUGAGCUGAAAGGAAAGGCUUAGGAUUUGAAGACCAUGAUGUUUUGGAUGUGACUUGAAGCCUUAACCCCUUUAUCGAGCUUUCUCGAGUCUACGAAGUGCUAUAUAGCUGCCAAAAUUCUGCUGAUCUUUGGCCAUCUAUAUUUUAUGUGUAGGCACACAAAAUUUCGUAACGAUAUAUUUAUUGCCAAUGAAAAGCAGAAGGUGAAAUGAAGGCAUAAAACAAGAUAACAUCAAGUGUACCACACUUAAACUUGAAACGUUAAUAUCGGAAUUAUUUUAGCGACACUGUGCAUUUGAGGCCUCUUUUCUGUUACCUGAACAAAUUCAAUUCAUUUCAAGCUGUCAUCUUCUAGCAGUCCAAACGUUUGGCUCUUCAUCGGCUAACUCGUUAAAAUAAUAGUUUAUUCUUUCCUACCGAUUCUUGUGUAAAAUACCAUUGAAUAUUUGAUUCAAGUACAUGUUGUAUUGUUUUAUUCCCUUGUUUUAUUUCCAAGAUAUUUUUUACUUUUUGUCACAUAAAAGAUUGUAAAUGUUGAACUAAAGCGUCAGUCGUAUGGAAAGGCUACAAGAUGCGAAACUUGAAGUUGGUUACCCAUUCCAAAGACCGGUGGACAUUUAUUUUGGGGGGAGGACAGAAGGCUAGGGGGACUAAUUUUCCGACAAAUUUUGUGAGAUGGAGGCUCCAUUGACCUGAAAUAUCAAACUUUUUCGAUUUUUAAAAGAAUCAGGUGCCAAAGGGCUGUAGCUCUCCUGCCCUCUUCCACUUAAUCCUUCGCCCAGUACAAAAACGAUCCUACCAAGUUGCUGCUUAAAGUGCCACAAGUCCGUCUGUUUUACGGUCAGCGUUUUAGCUUUGCAAAAAGCUGUCAUAUUACCCGUACAGUGCAACGGAGAACUUCACAGUCAUAAAGACAUUCGUGUUACAUUCCAACAAAGACUGACCUUUUAGUUCACCACCUGUGUUUGUAUCCUCCCUUUCGUAUUUAAGCCAAAGCCCAUCACGUCUUGUUGACUGAUGAUGGCCUUUACAAUAUUUAAAACUUUGGAUAUUAACUAGUUUUUGAAUGCAUUUAUAUAGAAAGAGGUUGUUUUGCAAAUCGUUGUGAUUUCCAUAAAAAGGAAAGCCUGUUUAUUUA